GGGAGGUUCCUCUCCUAGACCCUGCAUCCUGAAAGCCGGGCACUUGACAGCCUGCCAGCUGGCUGCAGAGACACACCCAGGGGGAGGAGCCGCAGUCCUGUCUGGGGCACCAGCCUAGGCUGGCCAGAGCUCCUGUUUCCACUGCUCUGCCACCUGCCCGGGGUACCAACAUGGCCCAGAAGCAUCCCGCCUGCACCCUGAAGCCCGAGUGUGUCCAGCGGCUGCUGGUUUGCUCCCAGGAGGCCAAGAAGUCAGCCUACUGCCCCUACAGUCACUUUCCCGUGGGGGCCGCCCUGCUCACCCAGGACGGGAGGAUCUUCCAAGGGUGCAACAUAGAAAACGCCUGCUACCCCCUGGGCAUCUGUGCUGAACGGACUGCUAUCCAGAAGGCCAUCUCAGAAGGGUACAAGGAUUUCAGGGCAAUUGCUAUUGCCAGUGACAUGCAAGAUGAUUUUAUCUCUCCAUGUGGAGCCUGCAGGCAAGUCAUGAGAGAGUUUGGCACCAACUGGGCGGUGUACAUGACCAAGCCGGAUGGUACGUAUGUUGUCAUGACGGUCCAGGAGCUGCUGCCUUCCUCCUUUGGGCCCGAGGACCUGCAGAAGACCCAGUGACAGCCAGAGAACACCCACUGCCUGUGACAGCCACCUGGAGAACGUCAUAAAGAUGUCUCAGCCCUGGGGACACCUGCCCAGUGGGCCCCAGCCCUACAGGGGCUGAGCAAAGAUGAUGUUUCCAAAUUACACUCCAGACCAGACCAGCACCCCCCUUAGCAACCUGCCUGGGGACUUAGAACACCCCCGCUUUUCCUUUCCUUCCUGUGGGGCUCUCUUUCAAAGUCCCGCCCAGUGCGGACUGGUUCCCCAUCAGCCUUCCCAAGGUUCUACCCGGUUCCAAGCAACUUUUAUAAUUACAAACAUCACAGAACAUCCUGAA
Messenger RNA from Saimiri boliviensis boliviensis (Bolivian squirrel monkey), 933 nucleotides. It is a transcript of the gene CDA, whose product is annotated as cytidine deaminase. The record is from RefSeq and is a predicted model, not a curated record. Gene Ontology annotation, molecular function: zinc ion binding; cytidine deaminase activity. Gene Ontology annotation, cellular component: cytosol. Lineage: Eukaryota; Metazoa; Chordata; Mammalia; Primates; Cebidae.